Messenger RNA from Acanthosepion pharaonis, 1299 nucleotides. Lineage: Eukaryota; Metazoa; Mollusca; Cephalopoda; Sepiida; Sepiidae. The record is from the annotation of a GenBank genome assembly.
AUGGCGGAGCACGAGGAAUUACCGCGGGAAAAUGGAGAACAGGAGGAGAACAUCACGAUGGUCGACUUUCUAGCCGAAGAGGAAAAACUUGAAGCUGACGCCAAAGCCGUAUUGGGAGGAAGUGAUGCCAAAAACUGUACCUAUCCUAAGGGAUACCUUUCUCGUCAAGCUUUGUAUGCUUGUUCAACAUGUACCCCAGAUUCAGAGAAGCCAGCUGGGGUCUGCCUUGCUUGUAGCUAUGAAUGCCAUGAAGGUCAUGAACUUUUUGAACUCUACACGAAAAGAAACUUUCGCUGUGACUGUGGCAACAAGAAAUUUCCCACUCGCUGUAAACUCUUCAGUGAUAAAGCUGACUACAAUGAAGAAAACAAAUACAAUCACAAUUUCAGCGGCAGAUAUUGUACAUGUAACAGACCGUAUCCAGAUCCUGAUGAUGAUGUUGAAGAUGAAAUGUUCCAAUGUGUGAUUUGUGAAGACUGGUUGCAUGAAAGGCAUUUGAACCUUGUUCUUCCUGACCGUGAUGUUAGUAUUGAAAUUGUGUGCAGUGCCUGUAUGAAAGCUUGCCCAUUCCUUUGGAGCUACCAACUAAUGGACACAGUUGUUAAAAUGGAAAAGAGUGAAGAUACAAAAGUUGAUGUGGAAUCGGUGGACUCCAAAAAGGAACCAACUGCUGACAGUACUACUGCAGUAAAACCUGAAACACAAGAAAAGGCCCUGGUCUCAAACACUGACCCAAAGAUUAAAGAAGAAAAACCUGAUGUUAAGGCAGGGACCUCAAAUGGUGUUAAAACUGAACAAAGUGAAAAUAUUUCCCCCCAUGAAAGCUCAGCUGAUGAAAAUGAAUGCUUGUCUAAAGAAUCUACCAGCAAGAAAAAUGAAUGCUUCUACAAGGAAUUACAGCAAAGGGAAGUAACUUCUAAAGACCAGUCCACUUAUUGGAUGGAAGGAUGGAGAGACAAGCUGUGUACAUGUGAUAAUUGCCUGGAGAUGUACAAAAAACAUGGUGUAAGCUUUUUAACUGACCAGAAGGACUUGAUCAGUGAAUAUGAAGCCCAGGGACAAGGAGUCAGCACAGACACCCCUACUGGUCUAGAAGCAUUGUCCAGGAUGAACCGGGUUCAACAGAUAGAAGUCAUCCAUGGUUACAAUGAUUUAAAGUCAGAACUGACUGAUUACCUCAAGAAAUUUGCUGAUUCUAAUAAGGUUGUUCGUGAGGAAGACAUCAGAGAAUUCUUCACAGGCAUGGAAGCCCGUAAGCGCCAAAGAACCAAUGGAGUCCCAUCACAUUUCUGCAAAUAA